UGUUCCAGGAAUCUCGCCCAUUCAGUACAACCCCGACGCCGCCCCCGAUGAGAGCCUCGUCUUCCGCCACUACGACGCCCAGCAGGAGGUCUUGGGCCGGACCAUGGAGGAGUGGCUGAGGUUCUCCGUGGCGUAUUGGCACUCGUUCCGUGGCACAGGCAGCGACCCCUUCGGCGCCGGCACCAUCAGGAGGCCCUGGGACGACGGCACCGAGUCGCUGGAGAAUGCCAAGCGGCGUCUUCGGGCGGCUUUCGAGUUCUUCUCCAAACUCGGCAACAAGUACUGGACCUUCCACGAUCGCGACCUGGCUCCCGAAGGCGCCACGAUCGCGGAGACCAACGCCAACCUGGACCAGCUGGUGGAACUGGCGGCCGAGUUGCAGAAGAAGACGGGCGUCAAGUUGCUGUGGGCGACGUGCAAUCUCUUCGCCCAUCCCAGGUACAUGCACGGCGCCGCCACCAGCUGCGACGCCCACGUGACGGCCUACGCGGGCGCCCAGGUCAAGAAGGGGCUGGAGAUCGCCCACAGACUCGGGGCGGAGAACUUCGUGUUCUGGGGCGGCCGCGAGGGGUACCUCUCGCUGCUCAACACCGACGUCAAGGCGGACCUCGAUCACCUCGCCGCCUUCUUCAGGAUGGUCGUUGGAAUCAACAGGUAUGGCAUGUUGGGCAGCAUCGACGCCAACACAGGGUCGCCAGACCUGGGGUGGGACACCGACCAGUUCCCGAUGGACGUUCGCAACUGCACCGUCAUCAUGAAAGCAGUGGUGGAACAGGCCGGCCUCGCACCGGGCGGCCUCAACUUCGACGCCAAAGUGCGCCGCGAGUCGACCGAGCUGAGGGACCUCUUCAUCGCCCACGCCGCCGCCAUGGACACCUUCGCGAGGGGCUUGAAGAACGCCGCCAGGAUCAUCUCCGACGGCGUCAUGAGGAAGUCGCUGAUGGCCAGAUACGCCUCAUGGAACUCGGGCGUCGGGGCGCGCAUUGCCGCAGGGGAGGCGUCGCUGGAGGAGUGCGAGAAGGUCAUCCUUGAGCGCGGGGAUCCCAAGCCUUCGUCGGGGCACCAGGAACACUUCGAGGCCAUGCUGAACCACUAUAUCUAAGGAGGUGGCGAAUGGAGGUUCAUAUCCACGGCAAAUGAGAAGAAAAAAAAACAGAGUUCAACGUUCUUCUGGAUUUACUUUUACCAGUUAAGAGCUCGAGUCAAAAUAAUAGCAAGAAAAUGAAGUCACAGGGGAAUCACUGCCAUAAAAUUACAAAAUGUGAAAUGCAGUUUGUAUGAAUUACUUUUCAGGAAUUAAGUGUUCUUGUAUAAAUAUGUUUAAAUAAAAUCAUAGAACAGAGA
Messenger RNA from Penaeus monodon (black tiger shrimp), 1344 nucleotides. RefSeq names its product xylose isomerase-like. Lineage: Eukaryota; Metazoa; Arthropoda; Malacostraca; Decapoda; Penaeidae. Gene Ontology annotation, molecular function: xylose isomerase activity. Bases 104 to 1102 code for a protein of 332 amino acids. Gene Ontology annotation, biological process: carbohydrate metabolic process. The record is from RefSeq and is a predicted model, not a curated record. The transcript is spliced from 8 exons.